UGCAUCUGAAGUGCAUCUCAUUACCGCACUUUUGGAAUAUUGAGCAUGGGAUCCUUGAGGAGAUGUAGGACCAACAUGAAAUGAUACUCCUCCCUAUUACGACUUUACGAGAGAGAGAGAGAGAGCAAUGGCAACUCCCGGGAAAUGCUUCCUUGUCACCGGUCCUCCUGUAAGUGAAAAUGAAAUUCCGACAAAUGAGAACACUGGUACCCGGUUUCAGUGUCUCGUGAACCUGAACAGGCAAGCAGUUUUUUCUUAUUGUUGUUGUCUUUUGCCCUCUUGUUCAUUUUUUCAGGGAGUUGGGAAAACCACCCUGGUGAUGAGAGUGUUGGAGAGAAUUAGAACCACAAACCCUAACUUGAAGGUUCAAGGAUUCUACACGCGUGAAGUUAGACAAGGGACUGAGAGGGUGGGUUUUGAGGUGGUAACGUUAGAUGGGCGAAAGGGACCCCUUGCAUCUACUACAAAUUCAAGUCCAGAGUCUCUCAGAUGGCCUAAUGUGGGGAAGUACAGAGUGGAUGUAGCAUCAUUUGAAUUGUUGGCAUUGCCAGAGUUACAGAUUAAAGAAGACACUGAUCUCUUCAUCAUUGAUGAAGUUGGUAAGAUGGAGUUGUACAGUUCAUCUUUCUUCCCUGCAGUGCUAAAGGUUCUGGAAUCCAAUAUCCCAGUCUUGGCAACCAUACCCAUUCCAAAGUUCGGCCGUGACAUACCUGGAGUUGCAAGGUUGAGGAACCAUCCAGGAGCAACUAUAUUUACACUAAACCCAAGUAACAGGGACACCAUGAAGGAGCAGAUUUACACCAAACUGGUUGCCUUGCUGCAUAAGCACUAAAUACCUGCAAGCCUUGAUUGAAACUUCUCGAAUAGCCUGUUAUAAGUCAAGGAAGUUUAUGUAAAUCAAGGAGGAUUCCUUCAUUAGCUGACUAGCGUUCUAAAUCAACUAAAGAGUAAAGGGGAAGAAGGUUCUAUGGUUUACAUGGUACGUCCACAACGCUAAAAUAAAUCAUCUAGUUGAGUUUUCAGGGUUUCUCUUUUCCAGUUUUUCUUUGUUUUUAUUUUUUAUGACUUACGAAUUGUAACAUCUAGGCUAUGAUACAUCAUCAACCCUUGCAUGUCCUGUUACUUGGCCCUGUUGAAGAAGUGUGCUAUCUCAAUGCAAUCAGAGGUGGUUGUUUCAAUCUUGAUUUUGUGUGGUUAUCGAGUAAGGAGGUUCAAAGGCGUAAUCCAUCAGCUGGAUAAACUUGAUUGAUGAAGUUGCCCGAUCAUAGAAAAUAUGGUAGAUUUUGCAUUCAGUAAUAUUUUUAAAAAUUCUCCACGAGUCUAGUUGGUCAGCUUACUAGUUACUACUUUCUGAUCCAACCCACCCACCUAUUUACGUACUAUUUAGCGGCUUGUGUUUGGGUUAACAGGUGGGUGAAUGGAUUUGGUGAGAGUUACACAUUGAGUGUACUAUAUCCAAGGUUUAAAGUAUCAAUGUGCAAUUAUGUAUUUGCCGAUAUGGGCCGACAUAUAUUGCUUUUUGAGGUUUUUGGAUAUUUGACACAGGUGUAAUGGGCCUAAUGGCCAAACUCAAUUUCAUUGCACUAGUAUUUACAGAAUUGACUGA
Nelumbo nucifera (sacred lotus) is the source of this 1606-nucleotide messenger RNA. RefSeq lists its product as uncharacterized. NCBI's taxonomy places the organism in Eukaryota, Viridiplantae, Streptophyta, Magnoliopsida, Proteales, Nelumbonaceae. Gene Ontology annotation, molecular function: ATP hydrolysis activity. The record is from RefSeq and is a predicted model, not a curated record.